AUGGUCAAGGAAGCCGUGCACCGGAUGCUCGCCGAGGUCGCCCGGCGGCACGGUGCGGGCAGGAAGGUGGUCGUGGUCACCACAUUCUCGACAGCGCACUUCGAAGGGGACUGCGACAAGGCCGGCGCGUGCCUGAAGGCGGUGGCGGCCAACGCCGGCGUCGGGCCCCUGCGAUUCGCGGUGCUCGACGUGACGAAACUGGUCAACCAGUAUCCGGACGGCCACCCCGGGCUGCACAUGCGCAGCGACCCGUUCGUCGGCGGCACGGACUCGCUGUCGCGGGUACAGAACGACUGCGUGCACUAG
Molecule: messenger RNA, 306 nt
Organism: Triticum turgidum subsp. durum (durum wheat)
Lineage: Eukaryota; Viridiplantae; Streptophyta; Magnoliopsida; Poales; Poaceae
Source: the annotation of a GenBank genome assembly